GCUAUAUAAAUGUGGAACCAGCCAGCAGAGAUUAAUGGGAUCGGUGCACCUUACAGCAAUGUAUACAAAUAAGAUGAAAAUCAUUAUCUUUGUUUUUGCUGCAGUCCAGAUCCUCUACUGCUCUGCACAAAUAUGUGGAGAUACCACCUUUUCACGGAUUGGGUUGGUAUUAAAUGCUACAAUUAAAAAGGUGAACGAUGAAUCCACCAUCAGUAACCUCUUUGCUGUCACAAGGUGUGAAGUUGUAGAUAACAUUUUUAUUGGAGAAGGUAUUACCUGGGUGAAUAUUAGUAUUGAUGUCCAGGAAACCGAUUGUCUUAAGAAUUCUGGUCUUGACCCAACACAAUGUAAUCUGAAACCCAUCUUGGAUGCUGAAACUGCUACUUGUACAAGCCAAGUCCAACUUGAAGGUGACCAAGUUCUAAGGGUUAUUAUUCAGUGCAGAAAUACAAAUGUUACAACACCAGCAAUGACCACAUCUAACUCACCAGCCACCACACUAGACACAUCAGCUACCACACCGGACACAUCAGUAACCACACUAGACACAUCAGCUACCACACCGGGCACAUCAACUACCACACCGGACACAUCAGCUACCACGCCGACCACCACAGUAACCACACCGACCACAUCAGCUACCACACUGACUACCACAGUAACCACACCGACCACAUCAUCUACCACACCGACCACCACAGUAACCACACCGACCACAUCAACUACCACACUGACCACCACAGUAACCACACCGACCACAUCAACUACCACACCGACUACCACAGUAACCACACCGACCACAUCAACUACCACACUGACCACCACAGUAACCACAUCGACCACAUCAACUACCACACCGACCACCACAGUAACCACACCAACCACAUCAACUACCACACCGACUACCACAGUAACCACACCGACCACAUCAACUACCAGACCGACCACAGUAACCACACCGACCACAACAAUUACCACACCGACCACCACAGUAACCACACCGACCACAUCAACUACCAGACCAACCACCACAGUAACCACACCGACCACAUCAACUACCACACCGACCACCACAGUAACCACCACAACCACAACGCCAACUAAAACGACAACAACAACAACAACAACGACAAGAAAACGAGCAUCGUCAUCAUCAUCGUCAUCAUCUGAAAGCAGUGAAUCAUCAGAGAGAUGCAGGAGAAAGUAUGGCUGGAGAAGAAAUAGGUACUGCAGGAGGAGACAUGGUCGGAGAAGAGGCAACAGGAGGAGGUGGAGGUGGUGGAGAUGGUGGAGACAUCAGCAGAGAAGGAGGAAAAAUCCAAGACGAAGGAAUCGAAACAGGUUCAAUCGACGUAGAAGAACUUAAGCUACAACUGCAGAGGAAAAUGGAGAGAGUAAAAUGCAGGUUUGAUGAACAUAAGUCCUAAUUCCAGUUCUGAUGAAGUUUCUUUGGCCUGAAUCAUUAAUGCAGUUUCUUUUUCCACGGACAUGGCCUGGCCUGCUGAGUGUUUCCAACAUUUUCUGCUUUUAUUUCAAAUUUCCAGCUCCUGGUAAAAUUUUUUGGUUUUCAUUCACUAAUGCCAUUUACCUGUUGAGAUCUCGUAAACUUAUAUAUGGAUAUAUAAGUUUACGAUAUAUAUAUAUGUAUGUAUGGAUAUGAAACCAAUUCUCCUAAUUUCCUUUAAAUGUCCUUCAAUCAUCCAGCUGCCCAUGAAUGGAAUUUAAAAAGUUCUGAAUAUUUGUGCUUGAUUACCGCAAAUGAUUCAACUCAUUAUGACACCAUUAAUAUUGCAUUAUAAACACACAUCAUUUGCAAAAGCAGCCAAUUUCUACACCUGUAUCCAAGUGAAAGAUACCUUUACUUAUUGUGACUUAAGGAAAAAUGUUUACCAAAAAUAUUUUCGAAAGGUGAUCAGCUAACAUUCAGCUGCAGCUAUGGGAGGCGAAUCAUAUUGAUUAUCACUCACUUAUAAGUUGUGAAAUUUGUUGUUUUGAGGCAGCAGUACAGUGAAAAGAUAUAAAAUUACUAUAAUUUACAAAAAUAAAUAGGGCAAAAAGUAGGAAUAACGAGGUAGUAUUUAUGGGUUCAUGGACCGUCCAGAAAUCUGAUGGCAGAGAGGAAGAAGCUGUAUCUGAAUCAUUGAGUGUGGGUCUUCAGGGUCCUGUACCUCCACCCCGAUGGUAGUAACGAGAAGAGAGCAUGUCCCAGAAGGUGAAGGUCCUUUGUGAUGGAUACCGCCUUCUUGAGGCACCGCCUCUUGAAGAUGUCCUUGGUGGUCAGAAGUGUUGUGUCUGUGAUUGAGACUUCCAAUGAAUAAUCUUUUCUAAUUAAAUUUCAGAUUUCAUGGUAAAACCAAAGGAUAAAGAUAUCAAGGCAAGGAAAAUUGUUCAAAAUGAAGAAAAUUCUUAGAAGUAUAAUUUUAAGCAGAAUAUCUCAUGUUUAAUUACAAAUAAUUUAGUGUUUAAUCAUUAGUACUUUAUGCAAUAGCAUUCAACAGGAAAUUACAAUAUACUUUAUCAAUGUGCAAAUAAAUUGAAUUGAGGUAUGUUCAAUUCCAAAUUCCCCCUAAUAUGAUUGGGAAACAGAAUUACAAAAUUGGGUUGAGCUAUGUAUGCAAGGCACUAGCUGCAUGUUGGAGAACAUUCCUUGGUGAAACUAUGCCAAUUUUGAAAUUGGACAAGGUACCGCCAUGUGAGGGACAUGUAAACAUUACUGACAUCUUCCUGUCAUAAUUCAAGUGACAUCCAUUGGGUCCAUGGUCAUGGAACAGGGUCAUGGGUCAUGGAAUCCAAAAUCAUGGAACAGACUCAGAAGAACUAGGAACACAUCACACUCGGUUGUUGCUUCCUCUGUUGACUUUUAGCUAUCUGACUGUAAGCUGUUGUCCCAUGUCUUUACUUAAUAAAAAUACAAUUAUUACA
Pristis pectinata (smalltooth sawfish) is the source of this 2922-nucleotide messenger RNA. RefSeq lists its product as uncharacterized. Lineage: Eukaryota; Metazoa; Chordata; Chondrichthyes; Rhinopristiformes; Pristidae. The transcript has 6 exons. Gene Ontology annotation, biological process: bone remodeling. Gene Ontology annotation, cellular component: extracellular region. Bases 35 to 1366 code for a protein of 443 amino acids. The record is from RefSeq and is a predicted model, not a curated record.